AUGGCGCGCCAGAAACAAGCUGCGCCUUUGCAACGCGCCACGUCCUCUGAACUGAUGCAUAUGCCUCCGGAUGAUGCGCAGUCGCUGGAUAAGAAGAUGAAUGGGAAAUCUUCCGUCACAAAUGGAAGUGCUUCUGGAAAGCAUGCGGCGCAGGACAAUGCGCCGGACACCCCCGGCUUGAUGCAGCUUGCGAUCUGUGUUCUUGGAAUCUACGCUUCAUUUCUUUCCUGGGGUGUGCUUCAAGAAGCCAUCACCACCGUAUCCUAUCCUACUCAUCCUCCGACUGCUGAAGUCCCCGAACCACCGACAGAGCGCUUCACCUAUUCGAUUGUCCUGAACACGAUCCAGUCGACCUUUGCCGCCAUCACCGGCUUCCUGUACCUGUUCUUUUCGACUCCGUCCAGCCAGAAGAUCCCCUCUCCCUUUCCAACCAAGAAAAUCGUCUUUCCCUUGCUCCUGGUCAGCAUCUCCUCGUCUCUCGCAUCGCCCUUCGGAUAUGCCAGUCUCGCGCACAUCGACUACCUCACCUUCAUUCUCGCCAAAUCGUGCAAGCUCCUGCCCGUCAUGUUCUUGCACCUGACCAUCUUUCGCAAGAGAUACCCUCUGUACAAGUACGGUGUCGUCCUCCUGGUCACCCUCGGAGUGGCUACAUUCACCCUUCACCACCCCGGCACCAGCAAGAAGGUCGCCGCAUCAGCUGCCAAGGGCCAGUCCGGCUCAAGCACAUGGGGAAUCUUCCUUCUUUCCAUCAACCUGCUCCUGGACGGCCUCACGAACACCACCCAGGACCACGUCUUCAGCUCUCCGCAGCUGUACACGCGCUUCACGGGACCGCAAAUGAUGGUUGCCCAGAAUGUCCUCUCGACCGUCCUGACGAGCAGCUACCUGUUGAUCAUGCCCCAUCUGUCCUCCACCGGCAUUCUGCACAACCUUCUGCCCUUCCCCAUCCCCCCAUCCACAGAGACGGAGCUGAACUCCGCCAUUGGCUUCCUGUCCCGUCACCCGGAAGCCCUGAAGAACGUGCUCGGAUUCGCCGCCUGCGGAGCCAUCGGACAACUGUUCAUCUUCUACACGCUGUCGCGCUUCUCAUCCUUGCUCCUGGUCACGGUGACAGUCACGCGCAAGAUGCUGACCAUGCUCCUGAGUGUGUUCUGGUUCGGCCACUCCCUCUCCGCAGGUCAGUGGCUGGGCGUGGGUCUUGUCUUUGGCGGUAUUGGCGCUGAAGCUAUCGUCCAACGGCAGGAGAAGGCAGCCAAGGAGCGAGCGAAGGCUGCUAAGAAGCAGUAG
Aspergillus tubingensis is the source of this 1287-nucleotide messenger RNA. Its product is annotated as UDP-galactose transporter HUT1. The record is from RefSeq and is a predicted model, not a curated record. Gene Ontology annotation, biological process: UDP-galactose transmembrane transport. The coding region runs from base 1 to 1287 and encodes 428 amino acids. The transcript has 2 exons. Gene Ontology annotation, molecular function: UDP-galactose transmembrane transporter activity; UDP-glucose transmembrane transporter activity. NCBI's taxonomy places the organism in Eukaryota, Fungi, Ascomycota, Eurotiomycetes, Eurotiales, Aspergillaceae. Gene Ontology annotation, cellular component: endoplasmic reticulum membrane; Golgi membrane.